Molecule: messenger RNA, 2873 nt
Organism: Onychostoma macrolepis
Lineage: Eukaryota; Metazoa; Chordata; Actinopteri; Cypriniformes; Cyprinidae
Gene: lrrc31
Product: leucine rich repeat containing 31
Exons: 11
Coding region: 195-1928 (577 amino acids)
Molecular function (GO): protein binding
Source: RefSeq, a predicted model, not a curated record
UGUUUUUAUAAAGCCAAAGUUCAGCCGAACUUCCGGGAUCCGGUGUAAAUGCGGACUGAAAAUGCCUAAAACCAUCGCGCACUGAUGAAUGCAUAAUAUAUAAAAGAUUUAAGAAAUAUUUCAAGAUUGAAAAAGGACACAAUAAUCAUAUAUAAAUUACCUGCAGAUAAGCCGAGAUCUUCUUUUAAGAAGCAAUGGAUUCAACAGAGUCUACCAAAGGGAAGGAGAGUGUUCAGAAAAGAUCUCCUCUGGAUCUGAUUAUGAACCAGCUCCGAAGGAAAGCCUCUUUCACGGAGAGAAAGAAACCGGCUGUGGGCCGCCUCUUCCGCCCAUCAGAGAGCAGUGACAAGAGAAACGUAGGCAUACCUGAAGUGAAAGAAUCGGAGGCCAGUGAGGGAAAGGAAAAUAAUGAGCCUGGGAAAGAGAUCAAUGACACAGAUGAUGAGACUGGCUCUGUUGUGGGCUGGGGUCGGGUGAAGCAGUUCGUUCAGAAGCUUGGGAAAACCCCUCACAGUCAGAAUCUGAGCCUGAGCCACUGUGAUCUGACAGCUACAGAUGUGGUGGAACUAGCCACGUUACUGCCAUUUCUGGCUCAGCUGGAGGUGAUGGACCUGUCCUGGAAUGAUCUGGUUGGAGGCUCCCUGAAGGCCCUUACUGCCCAUCUGCAGCAUGUAGGGAACCUGAGAGUGCUGAAGCUGUGUAGCUGCAGAUUAACAGAUCAAGACCUUACUGCUCUUGGUGAAGCUCUUGACUGCAUUCCUCUAAUAGAGGUGCUAGAUUUGUCCUGGAAUGUUGGCGUCGGUGCAGGAAAUUUCAGACACUUAACAGAACACCUCCAACCUCAAAGCACACUGAAGGAACUCCGCCUGGUGGACUGUCAGCUCUCUGAGACAGACAUUACAGCUCUGAGUGAGGCUCUUCCCAUGUUGUCUAGUUUGGAGGAAUUAGAUCUGUCCAAUAACAAACUGUCAAUCAAGGGAAUGGAGAACUUCACCUCCUCUCUAGGAUCAACUCCACACCUGAAGACCCUAAAACUGAGCAUGUGUGGACUCCGUAAAGACAGCCUCAGUGUUCUAGGACAGGCACUCAGGUUCAUCCCUGCGCUACAGCACAUCGAUCUGUCGUGUAAUAAGGAAGCAGGUGGAGGUCUCACCACACUGACCACUAACCUAGUUCUCCUCCCACACUUGAGAAGUUUGGACAUGCAUCUGUGCUGUCUAACAAAGGAGGAUGUGUUGGCUUUAGUCCAGGUAGCUCCAUCUCUCAAAGACCUCAGAGAGCUGGAUUUGUCAUCCAAUAAAAGUGUUGGAGAUACACUCCAGAAUCUUCUGCAAACCCUCCCUCUUUCUCAGAUAACCAAACUUCCACUAAAUAACUGUGCUUUGAGCGCACAUGCAUGCAAUGCUCUUGCUACUGCAUUGCAGAUGCUAAAACAGCUUGAAAGGCUGAACUUGUCAUGGAACAAGUGUGUGGGAGAAAAUCUGAGGCAAUUUCUGGAGCCUUUGCAGCCCGAUUGCAAACUACAGGAACUCAGACUGAGUAGCUGUAAUUUAACCACUGAAGAUGUGCUACAUCUAGAAUCUGCUUGCCAGCGUGGAGCUCUGUCUCAUCUGAAGCAGCUGGAUUUGUCUUAUAAUGGCAGUGUCGGGGAUGGUGGUUGGACGUCUCUUUUUGAGAAGGCUGCUGCUCUAAAGGAACUGGAGGAGCUGGAUGUCAGUCUGCGUCCUUCUGCAUCCCUCUCCGUGUCUCCCUGGCUGCCCGCCUUGUUGGAGGCCCUUCCGCAGCUCUCGUCCCUCACCCGUCUGUCUCUGCAGCACUGGGCUCUGAGUUCAGCCGAGAGAGAGAAGCUGGAAAAAAUUCUUAGCAAGAAGAAUGUCAUCCUGGAAUGUGACAGGCUGGCCACGCCCACGCCAAAGGCUGCAGGUUAAUUGGAAGCAUUUCAACCGCUUUGAUAAUUAUGGUUUUCCAAGGUACUGAGAUGUUACUGAGAAUGUGAUGACUGAAAGGCAUUCAACCAUUACAUGCUUUCCUUUGAUCCAUAAAUAUCAUAAACUUCAUUAUUUACUUAGAUUUGUGUGACGAUUCAUACAUUUUCAUUUUUGUAUCGAAUAUCCCUUUAAGUGUUGAUUGUAGAGAUUAUGAGUAUUUAGAUUUACACUUUUCAUUAUUUUAUUCAUUUGAUUCCCUUCUCAUUUACAUUAAACAAAAAGAUUGUUUUAAGACACUUCAAAAAAGGUUUAUCUUGACUUGUUUCUAGUCAAAAUAUCUAAAAAUUCUUCAAUUUUACUAGGUAAGCAAAAUGACAUAAGAUAUUUAGUCUUGUUUCCAGGAAGAACAAAAACAAACCAAAAAACAACAAACUGGAGGUCCUUCUGCAACUAAAGUAAGUGUAUUUUGCUUAAAAUAAGUAAAAUUAUCUGCCAGUGGGGUAAGUAAAAUAUUCUUAAAACAAGUAUUUUACUUACCCCCACUGGCAGAUAAUUUUACUUGAUGCAAGCAAAAUGCACUUAAUUUACUUUUUCUCCCUGGAAACAAGAGUAAAGAUCUUAUGUCAUUUUGCUUAUCUAUUAAAUGCAUCUUAAUUUAGGAAUUUUUAGAUAUUUUGACUAGAAACAAGACAAAAAUACUUAACUUGCUAAAUCAAAAAUCUCUCUGACUUUUAUCUGUCCUGCCAAAACUGUUGGAAAAUUUGCAUGUGACACCCAAUACAGCGAAGACUAAGUGUCAGAGCAAAUCAUUUACAUAAAUGACGUGUUUUUCACAGACAUCAUGGCAGCCUGUGACAUUUCCAAACACUGGACACAUGGACAAAAAGGGCUGUUAUCAAAAACGCUAACUUUGUGAUUAAUUAUAAUAAAUACAAAUGUAACCAA